Antechinus flavipes (yellow-footed antechinus) is the source of this 1542-nucleotide messenger RNA. It is a transcript of the gene NPY4R2, whose product is annotated as neuropeptide Y receptor Y4-2. Gene Ontology annotation, molecular function: pancreatic polypeptide receptor activity; neuropeptide binding. Bases 73 to 1197 code for a protein of 374 amino acids. Lineage: Eukaryota; Metazoa; Chordata; Mammalia; Dasyuromorphia; Dasyuridae. The record is from RefSeq and is a predicted model, not a curated record. The transcript has a single exon. Gene Ontology annotation, biological process: G protein-coupled receptor signaling pathway. Gene Ontology annotation, cellular component: neuron projection; plasma membrane.
GGGUGUCUUUGUAAUCCCACUGAAGUGGCUACCAUAGCAUAAGAGAUCCUGCUCUCUAUUUCUGUCUCCAACAUGAAUUCAACUAAUUUUUCCAUUCUUCUGCCAGUAUUACCCCAAAGUCAAAACAGCAGCUGGAGAAGGGGUAUCCUAUCCAAUUUCUCAGAUCACUGCCAGAAUUCCACUGACAUGAAUAUCUUCCUGGUCAUUGCUUAUAGCUUGGAGACCUUCAUAGGUAUCUUAGGCAAUCUGUGCCUAGUGAGCGUGGUGAUUAGACAGAGGGAGAAAGCCAAUGUAACUAAUAUCCUCAUUGCAAAUCUGGCUUUCUCAGACUUUAUUAUGAGUCUUUUUUGCCAACCUUUUACCCUCAUCUAUACCAUCAUGGACUACUGGAUCUUUGGGGAUGCCAUGUGCAAAUUGUCUGCCUUCAUCCAAUGCAUGUCAGUCACAGUAUCUGUCCUCUCUCUUGUUCUGAUUGCCCUGGAAAGACACCAUAUGAUCACCAACCCCUUAGGCUAUAUGCCCAACAUGGUUCACGCUUACCUAGGGAUCGUGGGCACCUGGCUCAUUGCCUGCUUCUUAGCUAUGCCCUUCAUAGCCAAUAGCGUCUUGAGAAAUGUAUUCCAAAACAACCAAUCCAGAGCCAUGGAUUUUUUAGUGGAUAAGGCUGUUUGCACAGAAUCCUGGCCAACGGAUCAGCAGAAAUCCAUUUAUACCAUCCUCUUGCUGUUCCUCCAAUACUUUGCACCUUUGACUUUUAUCAUGGCAUGCUACCUGCGGAUCCAUUGCCGCCUGAAGAGGAGAAGGGACCUUUUCAAGAAAAAUGAGCACUCCUUGGGAGUAGCACAGAUGAAAAGGAUCAACUCAGUGCUUCUGUCCAUGGUAGCGGCUUUUGCCAUUUGCUGGUUACCCCUGCAUGUUUUCAACAGUCUCGAGGACUGGUAUCAUGAAGCUAUUCCCAUCUGCUAUGGGAAUCUAAUUUUUUUAGUGUGUCAUUUGGUAGCCAUGGCAUCCACCUGUGUCAACCCCAUCAUCUAUGGAUUUUUGAACAGUAACUUCAAAAAGGAAAUGAAGCCAUUGUUCCUCAUUUGUCAGAGUAAGCCUUCAAAGGAAAUCUAUGAACAGCUACCUCUUUCAACCAUGCAAAGUGAGAUUUCAAAAGAAUCUUUCAAGUCAAGUUCUGAGCCCAAUCCUAUAUAGCACCUUGGAGAGGAGCCACUGCUGCACCAGCAGGUACCACUGUCCCCAUGUAUCCUCUGGCUUGGGAGAAGCAGAAACACACUGCUUGCUAAUGGCAGCCUAGGAAACCUGAUGAAAGACAAUCUAUCUGCAUUGCGGCAUCUCAGAUGAAAACAAUCUAGUUGCUCAUUCCUAGGCUUUUACUAUUUGAAAAUACUCAUGGCUUUUUUUUCCCCAGUAGAUGCUCCUUCUCUACAUGGAGGAAUACCUGAGAAGGUUGUCUGCAUGUAGGACAACCACCACAACAAAAGUCACACACUUCUCUGCUCAUAAACCUCUUCCCACUUAGAUGGGUUGUUUUUCAGA